AUGGGCAGCGUGCGGACCAACCGCUACAGCAUCGUGUCUUCCGAAGAGGACGGCAUGAAGCUGGCCACCAUGGCGGUUGCAAACGGCUUUGGCAACGGGAAGAGCAAAGUCCACACCCGGCAGCAGUGCCGGAGCCGCUUCGUGAAGAAGGACGGCCACUGCAACGUCCAAUUCAUCAACGUGGGGGAGAAGGGACAACGGUACCUCGCGGACAUCUUCACCACGUGCGUGGACAUCCGCUGGCGGUGGAUGCUGGUUAUCUUCUGCCUGGCCUUCGUGCUCUCGUGGCUGUUUUUCGGCUGCGUGUUCUGGUUGAUAGCUCUGCUCCAUGGGGAUCUGGAUGCCACGAAGGAGAGCAAAGCUUGCGUGUCUGAGGUCAAGAGCUUCACGGCUGCCUUCCUCUUCUCCAUCGAGACCCAGACCACCAUCGGCUAUGGCUUCCGGUGCGUCACGGAUGAGUGCCCGAUCGCUGUGUUCAUGGUGGUAUUCCAGUCCAUCGUGGGCUGCAUCAUCGACGCCUUCAUCAUCGGCGCAGUCAUGGCCAAGAUGGCCAAACCCAAGAAGAGAAACGAGACUCUUGUCUUCAGUCACAACGCCGUGAUCGCCAUGAGAGAUGGCAAGCUGUGUCUGAUGUGGCGGGUGGGCAAUCUUCGGAAGAGCCACCUGGUGGAGGCUCAUGUGCGAGCCCAGCUCCUCAAAUCCAGAAUUACUUCCGAAGGAGAGUACAUCCCCCUGGAUCAGAUAGAUAUCAACGUUGGGUUUGACAGUGGAAUCGAUCGUAUAUUCCUGGUGUCCCCGAUCACCAUAGUCCACGAAAUCGAUGAAGACAGCCCCUUCUAUGACUUGAGCAAACAGGACAUUGACAGUGCAGACUUUGAAAUUGUCGUGAUCUUGGAAGGCAUGGUGGAGGCCACAGCCAUGACCACCCAGUGCCGAAGCUCGUAUCUGGCCAACGAAAUCCUCUGGGGCCACCGCUACGAGCCUGUCCUCUUUGAGGAGAAACAUUACUACAAAGUGGACUAUUCCAGGUUCCACAAGACUUACGAAGUCCCCAACACGCCCCUGUGCAGCGCCAGAGACUUAGCAGAAAAGAAAUAUAUCCUCUCCAAUGCAAACUCAUUUUGCUAUGAAAAUGAAGUUGCACUCACUAGCAAAGAGGAAGAUGACAGUGACAAUGGCGUCCCAGAAAGCACAAGUACGGACACGCCCCCUGACCUAGACCUUCACAACCAGGCAAGCGUACCUCUAGAGCCCAGGCCCUUACGAAGAGAAUCAGAGAUAUGA
Molecule: messenger RNA, 1284 nt
Organism: Pipistrellus nathusii (Nathusius's pipistrelle)
Lineage: Eukaryota; Metazoa; Chordata; Mammalia; Chiroptera; Vespertilionidae
Source: the annotation of a GenBank genome assembly